GAAAACAAUUACCACAUUUUUAAUCACGUAACUUCCUUUUUUUUUCCCUUUUGAAACACAAAUUUUUUUUUUCAAAACGCCCAGAUAAUGGACGACCGUGUGACAUUUAAGAGACCAAAAUGCUUUUAAAUUACAUUGAUUCAUGAAAGAAAAGAGCACCGCGUUGAUUUUUGUGUGGUUUGAUUUAUUUUUCUCAAGCACUUUGUUUCAAGAUUGGUUCAAUGACUAACCAAAAAAAAAAUGGAAAAGCACCUUAGACUUGAAGUUUUACCGAUGAAAUCGAUGUGAAACAAUAGUUAAGAACAUGAGAAACGCAUUUCUCAAUCCUUUUGUUUGGUAAAAAGGAACCGAAUAAAGUAGUAUUACAUUACAUUAAUGGUGAUGAUGUUUCUGCUGUUAAAUGCCCCCAUAAAAGCUUCAUUCUCAUAACUCCAAAACCACCAAAUUAAAUUGCCAAGUUCUUCACCAGAAAAGCAAACAUGUCUACUCUCCAAUCUUCAACGUCUUCCACUUCCAAUUCAAAUUUUGAUGAGCUUCGAUGGGUUAUCAACAUCCGUCGUUCCCUGGAUGAAGACCUCGAUGAAGAAAUCGAAGUUCUCGUUUGCAUUUUCAAUGUUCCCAAAACACUAAUGUUGACUGAUCCUGAAUCUUAUACCCCUCAAUUGGUUGCUUUUGGUCCAUUCCAUUAUUGGCGUCCAGAGCUGUAUGAGAUGGAAAGAUACAAAUUGGCCGCAGCCAAAAGAAUUCAGAAGCAGCUCCAGUCUCUUACGUUUCAUAAUCUUGUUGACCAAUUGAUCAAGUUUGAACCUCGGAUUCGAGCAUGUUAUCACAAGUAUCUGGAUUUCAAUGGUGAAACAUUAGCUUGGAUGAUGGCCAUUGAUGCUUCAUUCUUGCUUGAGUUUCUUCAAAUCUAUGCUCUCAUAGAAGGAAAGACUUUAUCGAGAGUUUCCUCGAGGAUGUCACAUUUGGUUGAUUAUGCAGGAAGGAAGUCGGCUCACAAUUCAAUUCUGAGAGAUAUCGUGAUGCUUGAGAAUCAAAUUCCUUUGUUUAUUCUUCGAAAGGUGCUAGAAGUCCAAUACUCGUCAUUAGAAUCAGCUGAUGAUAUGUUACUUUCGAUGUUAAGGGGAUUGUCUCAAGAGCUUUCCCCUUUCAAAAUGAUAGACAACUUGCCAAAGAUUGAAAUCUUCAAGUGUGCUCAUGUUUUAGACUUCCUUUACGACAUGAUCGUGCCAAAGGUGGAUGAACCAUGUGAAACAAAUGAAGCAGAGGAUCAUAAAGAAGCCCCAGAAGACAAAGAAAGUGAUUCUGCAGAUCCAAGUUAUGUAAAACAACUCCUGAGUGAGGUAUGGAAUCUGCUUUCAAAAUUAAAGAGAGGCCCGUUGCGUCUCAUCAAAGCACUGCUGCUAUCCAGACCUCUCAGAUUCAUACUUAAAUUGCCCUGGAAAAUCAUCUCUAACCUCCCUGGAUUUUCAAUCCUGAAGCAAACAAUUGAAUAUUUGUUCUUCUCACAAGACAAGGAAGAAGAAAAACCUGAAAACAGUUCUGGCCUCAACAAGCCACCUCUGGCAGAGGAGAUCGCAAUUCCCUCUGUCGCCGACCUUUCUAAAUCGGGAGUCCGUCUUUUACCCACCAAUGGUAACAUUUCGACCAUUACAUUUGAUGUCAAGACUGUUACAUUAUAUCUCCCAACUGUCAGUUUAGACAUUAAUACAGAGGUGGUCUUGAGGAAUUUGGUCGCAUACGAGGCAUCAAACGCAUCAGGGCCAUUGGUUUUCACGCGCUACACUGAAUUGAUGAAUGGAAUUAUCGAUACCGAGGAGGAUGUCAAGUUAUUGAGAGAAAGAGGAAUACUUUUAAACCAUUUGAAGAGUGAUGAAGAGGCUGCAGCAUUGUGGAAUGGGAUGAGCAAGUCCAUCAGACUGACCAAAGUCCCGUUCUUAGAUAAGGUGAUAGAAGAUGUUAACAGGUAUCAUAAUUGCAGAUGGAAUGUUAAAGCGAGGUACUUCUUUAAGCAAUAUGUAUAUGGUUCCUGGCAGUUCCUCACAUUGCUAGCUGCAAUUAUGCUUCUGAUCUUGAUGAUAUUCCAGGCCUUUUGCUCGGUUUAUAGCUGCUCUCGAAUUGCACGUAUCCAGACCUCUGACUGACUUACUUUGGUGCAUUUCCUCAAUCCUUUGUUGAAGUAUACCAAGAUGCAUCACAAAUUAAUAUCUUCAUUUUUUUUUAUUGAUUGAUUCAUUGAAUAUUGUUGUGUGGAGUGAGACUUUAAUUUGGAUCUAACUGUCGUUAAUUGAAAUUUGAGAUAUAUGGAUUAAAGCGUCAGAGUCUGCCUAAAAAUUGUGUUUUGAAGGGUUUCAUGUUUGAAUUAAGGAAAAUGCAGCUCGGAUUCAACUCAGGUUAAUGGGAAUGAUGACGAAAGCAUUUAAGUUUCUCGCUUUUGAUCUUGAAAAGACGUAUUCGAACACACGUAUAUAUACAUCUUGAAUCACAUGAUAGGAUGCUGCUUAAUUUUCCAUUUUUCUUAAUACG
Durio zibethinus is the source of this 2526-nucleotide messenger RNA. RefSeq names its product putative UPF0481 protein At3g02645. The record is from RefSeq and is a predicted model, not a curated record. Lineage: Eukaryota; Viridiplantae; Streptophyta; Magnoliopsida; Malvales; Malvaceae.